AUAUUCGACAUGAUUUCGCAGAAUUCGCUGUUGAUGUGGGGCUACGGAGUGGCCCUCUUUGAUCUUGUCAGCGCCGUGCUCUUUUCUUUGGUCAGCUUUAAGACGAUCUGUAAACGCUUGAGUUGGCUGACAAUUUUCGCAGUUGUUUUUGGGCUUUUCUGGGUAUCGAUGAUACUGAUGCUCCUGAUUGGAAUUCAUGGGCGCAAUCCCAGAUGUGUUCGUGUCUGGAUUAUCUUCUCCUGCCUUGGAAUCCUGGUGGAGAUGUGCCUGAUUUUGUAUGCCGUUUUCAACGAGAGCUCUUUCCAACUGGGUCUGAUCAAAAAUGGAUUGUUGCUGAUGCUGGGAUUGCUUAUAGAGUGCAUUUUCCUUUACAUUGUUUACCGGUUUUAUGUAACUUUGGAAUUUUGUCAAGCCUGUCACAAAGCCAUAGAGAGAAAAGUUGUUAAACAACAUCUUACAGAGCCGCAUCGUGAACCCAAACACCAACGACAAAGUCAAACCAGAGUUCAACCCAAGAAUCGUUACCAAAUCCAACAUCCCAGAGGAAAAAUAGUUUACAACACACCAUCACAUCCCAUGAAGCUGAGUUUUCUUCAGUCUUCUAAUAGCAAUCUAUCGCCAUAUAAUUGA
This is a messenger RNA of Drosophila elegans, 630 nucleotides long. RefSeq lists its product as uncharacterized. The record is from RefSeq and is a predicted model, not a curated record. Lineage: Eukaryota; Metazoa; Arthropoda; Insecta; Diptera; Drosophilidae. The transcript has 4 exons. Bases 10 to 630 code for a protein of 206 amino acids.